Acromyrmex echinatior (Panamanian leafcutter ant) is the source of this 1083-nucleotide messenger RNA. RefSeq names its product condensin-2 complex subunit D3-L-like. The record is from RefSeq and is a predicted model, not a curated record. Gene Ontology annotation, cellular component: condensed chromosome, centromeric region; condensin complex. Gene Ontology annotation, molecular function: histone binding. Gene Ontology annotation, biological process: mitotic chromosome condensation; meiotic chromosome condensation. Lineage: Eukaryota; Metazoa; Arthropoda; Insecta; Hymenoptera; Formicidae.
UAUAUUCCGAAUGCUGCGAAUAGCUUGCCGUGGAGGAUUCUGGAUAGAUUGAGUAACCUGAGAAUGAGGAAACAUCUGUCGAAAGCUUGCAGCUUAUGGGUGAAGAACGGCGUUAUUACCAAGUCUAUGAUAUCGAAUUUGCAAUCGCAUAUCGGUACAGAUAACACUAUAGGCGCGUGGAUACUGUUAGCCGCUCUAGCUGAGAAUAUGAAGAUUCCGAAUAUAGAUAAAUAUAUCGCAGAUUAUAAGGAAGUUAUUCGAAAGAACGAUUUCCACGCCAGUUUAGUUUUACACGUUUUGAGGCACGCUUGGUCCAUCUUGAAUCAUGAUUACCUCGAGGAUCUCUAUCAGCAUCUUUACAAAUGUAUUUGUCACUUCGAAAUCAAUUUCAACUUAAUCAGUAUCUGUCUGGAUAUUUUGAAUAGUAUCUUACGGUAUUUACAUGUCGACCAGAGCAAUCACGUGAUAGAAUCGGAUAUGGUGGAACUGAUGAAAUUGUCGGAGAUGGAGAUUCAAGAUUUGUUGAAGGAGAACAGAAAUUGUACGCAAGACACAGUGAAAAUCAGAGCUGUAUUUACACUGAGUCACGCAUCGCUUUUCUGCACCAACAAGAUUUCGUCGUCAACUUUACGAAUUUUUGAACGAUUACUGUUGCAAUGGGAAUCGUUACCAGAUACGGUGAAAGAAAUAAAGGAUCUACAGGCAUCCGCGGUGGUCCUUCUCUGUCAGCAAGCGCUGAGAGAUCGCGAAGUCGCGAAAAAAGUCACACCGAUACUUGGUAACGUAAUGCGUCAGGAAACGAAUUCGAAUUCAUUGAUAAAAACAUCGGUGAAGAUAAACGCUGCGAAAGCGCUAGCCGAUAUCUGCGUGAGAUUUACUGCUCUUGUGGAACCGUAUCUUCCGGACUUAUGCAUCAGCAUGAAGGAUCCGAAUCCAGCCGUACGAGAAGCUAUAGUGGUGAUAUUUAUUGAGUUAUUGCUGGAAGAUUUUAUAAAGAUGAAGGGACCAUUUUUCUUUCACAUAUUGAUGAUGCUGUCGGACACAAAUAGCAUGAUACGCGAGUUAACGACCUUUCUAGUGGAA